AUUCUUACAAAUAAUAUAAUCAGAUUUCCAUAUUGUUCUAAUCUAAAUUCUAAUAUGUUACAUGGUUGCAGAAGGAAAAAUUAGGCAGAACUCCUACUAGGCUUGAAGUUUUUGAAGCUGACCAUAAGAGAAAGGAUGGGACAUACAUCAAUGAUCAUGUUAAAAUUUCAUGGUAAUUCCUGUGGAUAAAGCAAAUGAAAUGGAGGGACCUAGAGAGGAGGUUUUCCAGAAGCUAGCGGGUCCAGAGCAUCCUGGGAGGCUUCGAUGCUUGGGGUUAGCGCCAAGUCAGAGCGCUCUCAUAUGAAGAUG
Linum tenue is the source of this 309-nucleotide messenger RNA. The record is from the annotation of a GenBank genome assembly. NCBI's taxonomy places the organism in Eukaryota, Viridiplantae, Streptophyta, Magnoliopsida, Malpighiales, Linaceae.